CCGACGUGGUGAGAGACACUUGUACCGGACAUAUACAUACAAGUGCUGUGCUGUGAAGUGAAAUGGAAUGAUUAUGUUUAGUUGAAAGAUCACUGAAAUGCGUUAGGAUCAACAUGGAUUCGCCCGUAUCAUCGCAAGAUAACGACAUCGAGGUCAACGUUGUAUCGGGAGCCAGUAGUCCUGACAUACCGUCGUCGCCAUCUAGAAAAGAACAGAAGAGUCCAUUCUAUGAUCUCAAGAAGGAUAAGGAAGAUAAGGCAACCGGAAGUGCUCCAUACACCAGCUUCUCCAUCAGUUCCAUAUUGAACAGGGCGGAACCGAGACGAGAGAAUGUUCUGGAGGCGGCGCUCGCAGCAAACCACUUCGGUAACGCGAAUGACGCUAUGCUGUCCAGACUGGGUCUGAUCUCUCAGUGGAGCGCGCUGGCUGGGCGUUACGGUGGCCUGGUCCCAGCUCCCUGGUACUGGCAGAGACCACACGAGAGAACCCCUCCCAGAGAGGAUUCCACCACUAAUGAAGAGGGCUCCGCUGGCGGUUCGCCCCGGCCUCGCAGUCCCCCACGGGCGCCCUCGCCCCCCUCUCCAUCGCGGUCCUCCCCCCGCUCCCCGCGUCUCCAUCCAGCGCUAUACCCCCAGCAGCCGGACGUUCAAGACUCAGACCCUGACGUCGACGAGAGCGAUGAUUUCGACAAAGACGAGAAAAGAGAUCCGAGUUCGAGCCUCGGCAAACGUAAGAAGAAGACGCGGACGGUUUUCUCGCGCUCGCAGGUUUUCCAGCUGGAGUCGACCUUCGAUAUGAAGAGGUACCUCAGCAGCUCGGAGCGCGCGGGGCUCGCGGCUAGCCUCCACCUCACGGAGACCCAGGUGAAGAUAUGGUUCCAGAACAGAAGGAACAAGUGGAAGAGACAGCUGGCGGCGGAAUUAGAAGCGGCUAACAUGGCGCACGCCGCGCAGAGACUGGUCCGCGUACCGAUCCUGUACCACGAGUCUAGACCGACUUCCAUACCGCAUACUCCACUGCCGAUACAUCCUCAGUUCAAUGAAGCCGGGGUGUAUUUCCAGCCUCAAGCGCCGCAGCAGCUGCAGCCGCUGCCCUCUUCGCCAGUCACUUCCCGGGCGCCGCUGUCCAGUCUAGUGUAGUGUUCGCUUCAAGCCGCUGAAAGAUUUAGCGCAGCGGAUGAACACUUCUGAUAGGACUUGUAACCUAAGUGACUAGGACUCGCACUUGUCAAUGCCAAAUUAAGAUCCUAAAUUAAUUUAUCAUAAUUAUCGUGAGUAGUAAAUCGAAGUAAAUGUAACGUACAAAAUCGUUGUCAUUCCACAUUUGUAUAUUAUUGUAAAUAGUGAAUUAAAAAAAAAAAUGUUUUUAAAUGUUCUUGUAUUUAUUCUGUGCUAGCUGAUAAUGUAAAUAGUGUACAAGCGACCGGAAACAGCUUCCAGUUAUGUUGUUAUUUUAUAUUUAUAUACAAAACUGUUACAUGUAAUAUUAUUUUUCAAUGAAUGAAUAAAUAAAUAAUGAUUUUUAUUAAAAAAAAAAUUAAAUUUAAAUUUUUCGGUAGUAACGUUUUCAUGCUAGCAACCCCGAAUCGAAGUUUAGUGAUAAUUUUGUAUAAAUCGUUGCCAUGU
Messenger RNA from Danaus plexippus (monarch butterfly), 1625 nucleotides. RefSeq names its product homeobox protein Hmx-like. The record is from RefSeq and is a predicted model, not a curated record. Gene Ontology annotation, biological process: regulation of transcription by RNA polymerase II. The transcript is spliced from 4 exons. Bases 114 to 1139 code for a protein of 341 amino acids. Lineage: Eukaryota; Metazoa; Arthropoda; Insecta; Lepidoptera; Nymphalidae. Gene Ontology annotation, molecular function: RNA polymerase II transcription regulatory region sequence-specific DNA binding; DNA-binding transcription factor activity, RNA polymerase II-specific. Gene Ontology annotation, cellular component: nucleus.